Lagopus leucura (white-tailed ptarmigan) is the source of this 1964-nucleotide messenger RNA. RefSeq names its product potassium voltage-gated channel subfamily E regulatory subunit 2 (gene KCNE2). Gene Ontology annotation, molecular function: potassium channel regulator activity; voltage-gated potassium channel activity involved in ventricular cardiac muscle cell action potential repolarization; transmembrane transporter binding. The transcript has 5 exons. The record is from RefSeq and is a predicted model, not a curated record. Gene Ontology annotation, biological process: negative regulation of delayed rectifier potassium channel activity; membrane repolarization during action potential; regulation of heart rate by cardiac conduction. Bases 552 to 929 code for a protein of 125 amino acids. Gene Ontology annotation, cellular component: membrane. Lineage: Eukaryota; Metazoa; Chordata; Aves; Galliformes; Phasianidae.
AUUUGCUUGGAAGCAAGACAGAACAAGCAAUUACUGUCAGCUGCUUUCGGACUGGCUUUCUGAACUAUUCCAGGAGAUGGAGUAGAGCUGACGCACUCACCUUGAUGAAGAACCUCACUGAAGGUAUGAGGAUCUCCAGUUGUUUUGCCAGGAGCCAACCACUUGAGAUCACCCCAGAAACCGAUACUUUAUUUAAAGACUCUCCAGUGGGAUUCCUCUGGAUGAACGCCGGGGACUGUUUCUGGUAGGAGAGUGUCUGUUUUGGAGGGUGCGGUGCUUCUGGCUUCAUUUCCCUUUGAAGUUUUCAGGUUUUUGUUUCCUGCUCCAGAUCACGGGUGAUGUACACAAACAGCAGAGUUCACAAGCAGCAGAGUUUGGGGAGGCUGAUCCUGGCUGUGUUUGCAGACCCGCUUCUUGCAGUAUAGGCUUCAUGGUCACAGACAACCACGGUCCUGAGUAUUGCAGUAUUAUCCGGCGGAGUUUCAAAAUCCUGAUUGUUACUGGGAAUCUCAUUACUGAAGGAGACAGGAAAGCAGCUGUAACUUGCAAGGAUGGCUGAAAUACGAAACUUCACGUGGGCAGUGGAAGAUAUUUUCAAGGAAACUUUUCUCACUUACAUGAAUGGCUGGAGGAAAAACAUGACAGAAGCGGCAAAUGAACUGCAAGCCAAGGUUGAUGCUGAAAACUUUGACUAUGUUAUCCUUUAUUUGAUGGUGAUGAUUGGAAUGUUCUCCUUCAUUAUUGUGGCGAUUCUGGUGAGUACCGUGAAAUCUAAGAGGCGAGAACACUCCAAAGACCCUUACCAUCAGUACAUCGUGGAGGACUGGGGUGAGAAGUAUAAAAGCCAGGUUCUGAAUCGAGAAGAUCUCAAGUGUGUGGUCCAUGAAAACUUUGGUGCAAGGGACAAAACAAGCCCCGCAUCACCCUGACAUUCCAGAAACAUCAGCAAAGAGGAAAUCAUGAAGUCACAUUUAGGGAACUCGCUGGAAUUACAAAUAGCUGAGAAAUUGUUCAUUAGAUUUACACAGGUUGAGCUAGAAUGGGCUGCUGAAGAAAUCAACAUUACUGUUUCCUCUGAGAACUCUGGCGCAGCUGCUUUGAGGAACACCCAAGAAAAAUGCACGACUUUGCUCUGCUUUGAUAUUCUGCUCUUCAGGAAUAUAAAGUCAUGGAGAGAAUAACUUGAAUUUUUUAGCAAUUUUUUGAAAUCGAGAAGCAGAUCUGGAUUACUGAGCAGUAAACUUCAGACGAACAGUAGGAGUUUUCAAGUGUUUAAAAGUCCUGAUUCAGAUCCCAAUGUGUGACAUAAACCCAUUUAAAAUAACAGGAAACUGUACAAUAAAAUACCAGACCCUCUAUCUAUUGAUUGAACAAUGUGUUAUGGUAUGAAUCACAGGACAAGCCUAUAUCUACACAUGUUCAAGUCAAUCCAAACUACUAUUUUAAUGACCUGGCUCCCGUUUCAAUUUCAUUAUUCAUUGACUACAAAGAAUGAUUCAUGGCCUUCUGUUUUAUCAUAAAAGCAUAGACAGACUAGCAGUCUCAUCUAAGAGUGUCCUGGUUGUCCAGGGCAGCUUUUAGAGUGUCAGUGUCUUUCUUGAAGUCCAUAGCUGUCUCUUCUGCUGUUUCUUGGUUUUUCAUAUUGAUCUGUUUAUCUGCAAUGCAAGCUGGGUGAUAGGGAUUUCUUGCAUUCCUAUUAGCCAAGCCCUAGUGUAGAUCAUCAUGCUCCUGCUAUAUAUCUUUCAGAGCAAGGGUUUCUAUGACCAGCUAUCAAAGCUAUUCCAUUGUUAUGCUUUCUAAUGUUUCCCAUGUUGGGUACUGGUGUGCACCAGUCAGAAAACAGGUUGUAAAGAUGGUUUAUCUUCCCUGUGCUGCUAAAGUACCAUGAUGCUGGCUGUUGGGGAAUAAUUAGAAGCAAAGCCAGUACUACUUCUAGUAUUAAAAUGUGUUCCUUUUUGCUCUAA